CUUUUUUAUUUCAUGUAAUUUAUCAGCAGCAGUUACUCAUAUUUAUAUAUAUAUAUAUAUAUAUAUUCUUGUUAAGUGAACAAACAGUAAUUAAGAUAAAACAGUUGACAAUGAACGUAAAAAGCUCUAGCAACACCGCAGGCAAGCCUAUCCGGUGCAGAGCUGCGGUUGCUAGGCAACCAGGAAAGCCAUUGGUGAUUGAAGAAGUGAUGGUGGCUGCACCAAAAUCUCGCGAAGUUCGGAUUAAAGUCAUAUGCACUUCUCUUUGUCACGUCGAUGUUACCUUUUGGAAAUUGCAGGAUCCUCCUGCUAUUUUCCCUAGAAUACUUGGUCAUGAAGCAAUGGGGGUUGUAGAGAGCGUGGGAGAAGGUGUACAUGAAGUUGUUGAAGGCGAUACUGUGAUCCCAAUCUUUUUGCCGGAUUGUGGUGAAUGUACAGAUUGCUUGUCUAAUAAAAGCAAUUUGUGCUCAAAUUUCACUUUUAGUAUUUCCCCUUGGAUUGAUAGAGAAGAAACAAGCAGGUUUACAGACAUGAAUGGAAAACCCCUAUACCAUUUUAUGUUUGUGUCGAGUUUGAGUGAGUACACAGUGGUUGACAUUGCUCAUAUAACCAAAAUUGAUCCAACAACCCCGGAAGAUAUAGCUUGCCUCUUUACUUGUGGAGUAGCAGCUGGGAUAGGUGCUGCGUGGAAAAAGGCAAAUGUUGAACCUGGAACAACAGUUGCGAUAUUUGGACUGGGUUCAAUCGGGCUAGCAGUUGCCGAGGGAGCAAGGCUAUGUGGUGCUACAAGGAUAAUUGGUGUUGAUGCAAACCAGGACAAAUUUGAACUGGGAAAGAAAUUUGGAGUCACUGAUUUCGUAAACUCUCGCAACUGUGGGAAUAAAACUGUUAGUCAGGUAAUAACUGAGAUGACAGACGGGGGAGCAGACUAUUGCUUUGAGUGUGCUGGUUUAACGUCCCUGAUGCAGGAAGCUUACGCUUCUUCAAGAAGGGGAUGGGGGAAAACAGUUGUGCUGGGCUAUGAUCAGCAACCAGGAGCGAUGUUGAACCUCAGUUCUUUUGAGGUACUUCACAGUGGCAAAAUAAUCACUGGCUCCCUUUUUGGAGGUCUCAAACCAAAAUGGGAUAUACCGAUCCUCAUACAACGCUACAUGAACAAGGAACUGAAACUCAAUGAAUUUAUCACACAUGAGGUUAACUUCGAAGAUGUCAACAAGGCUUUCGAUUUGCUUGUUGAAGGGAAGAGCAUACGGUGUGUGAUUAGGAUGAACAAAUGAUCAAAUUUCAAUGCAACGAAACAUUGUUUUGUACCAAGCGAAAAUUGGUCACAUUUGGCAUCAUAUGCAAUAAAAAUAAUACUUGUGUUUAAGUUCCUGACUUUAAGAUCUCAAAUAGCUAUAUAAAUUUAAUGAAUAAUAACCUCUGUAUUAUCCUUCAAAUAAAUAACAUUUAGCUACUAAAAUAAAUAAGCAGAAUGGUUUGAAGCA
Molecule: messenger RNA, 1487 nt
Organism: Erigeron canadensis
Lineage: Eukaryota; Viridiplantae; Streptophyta; Magnoliopsida; Asterales; Asteraceae
Product: alcohol dehydrogenase-like 7
Exons: 10
Coding region: 111-1277 (388 amino acids)
Biological process (GO): formaldehyde catabolic process
Cellular component (GO): cytosol
Molecular function (GO): S-(hydroxymethyl)glutathione dehydrogenase [NAD(P)+] activity; zinc ion binding
Source: RefSeq, a predicted model, not a curated record